Messenger RNA from Mercenaria mercenaria, 720 nucleotides. RefSeq lists its product as uncharacterized. The coding region runs from base 57 to 617 and encodes 186 amino acids. Lineage: Eukaryota; Metazoa; Mollusca; Bivalvia; Venerida; Veneridae. The transcript is spliced from 6 exons. The record is from RefSeq and is a predicted model, not a curated record.
GAGCGCUCCAUUUCAACAACUGCUUUCAACGAAAAAUUGAAUUAGCGCUGAUAAAGAUGGAUAGACUUGCAUGGAUCUCUCUAGUCAUUUUGGUAAUAUCGUGUGUUGACUCCAUCUCUGGUUAUGGUGGCUGCAAACCACAAGCAUGCACGACUCACUACGAAUGUCCUGGCGAAUAUAACCGUUGCUACAAUGACGUCUGCUGUAAAUGUAAUUGCAGAAAUAAAACACAACAAUGCGUGGCACAAGAAAACGGAUGGUUAUGCAACUGUACUGGAACUGGCUACCAUGGACCAAAAUGUGAAUGCCAAGACACUCUAUGUGAUGACGUCUACGGCAUGCUUAAAAAUUGCACAGAGUUUACAACACGUUUUGUAACACUCAAUGAAAUAAAGUAUUCAGAACAUGGUAAAACUAAAACAGCACCAAGCGUAUUCAACGGCGUGUCUUCAUUAGCGGACUGUGUUUAUCAUUCAGUUGAACUUCAGUGUCAGUUUGCCACUUUAGUCGGACAGAAAUGUACCAUCUACGCAGGCACGGCAGCGAUUCACGGUGGACAGUUUCAACACACAGAUGCGCAUACUACAGUUGUGAGAGAGUGUAGAGUAUGCAAUUGAAAAUUAAAAAGACUCACAAAUGCCCCUUACGUUGAACAUUUAAACAUAGACUUAAAAUAGAAGUUAUUAUUCAAAAAUGUGAAAUGUGGGUAUAAAAUAAAUG